Cajanus cajan (pigeon pea) is the source of this 1076-nucleotide messenger RNA. The record is from RefSeq and is a predicted model, not a curated record. NCBI's taxonomy places the organism in Eukaryota, Viridiplantae, Streptophyta, Magnoliopsida, Fabales, Fabaceae.
AUGGCUAUGGCCUUUGCAAAUUCGAAUGUUCUAGUUGCGGGUGUUUUAAGCUAUAUGGUUUCUUUACAGUAUGGUCCUAGAGAAUGGAAUCUUGUAUCUCAGCGCAUGAACACGCCUCUUAACAGGGAUGCAAAGUCAUGCUUGGAAAGGUGGAAGAACUACCUCAAGCCUGGCAUCAAGAAAGGCUGUCUAACCGAAGAAGAGCAGCGUCUUGUGAUCCGGCUUCAAGCGAAACAUGGCAACAAGUGGAAGAAAAUCGCUGCAGAAGUUCCUGGUAGAACUGCCAAGAGGUUAGGCAAGUGGUGGGAGGUGUUCAAAGAGAAACAACAAAGGGAGAAACAAGAGAUUCACAAAGCAAUUGGCCCAGUUGAUGACACCAAAUAUGAUCAUAUACUAGAGACUUUUGCUGAGAAACUAGUGAAAGAACAACACCCUUCACAAUCACCAUACCUUAUGGUUGCUGCAUCUAAUGGACCUGCAUCUGCAUCUGCAUCUGCAUCAUCGGCAUUGUUUCCUCCUUGGCUUUCAAAUUCUAGCAGCACCAAUCCCUCAUCAGCAAUUAGGCCACCUUCCCCUUCUGUGACACUAAGUCUCUCCUCCUCAACAGCGUGGCUACAACCCGAAAGACGACUAGGGAAUGCAGCAACACCUCAUGGUGGAUCUGUUUCAGCCUUCGGUGAUAACAUGAUGGUCUCAGAGUUGAUAGAGUGCUGUAAGGAGUUGGAAGAAGGGUAUCGUGCUUGGGUGGUGCACAGGAAGGAGGCGGCUUGGCGGUUGAGAAGGGUGGAGCUGCAGUUGGAGGCAGAGAAGGCAAGCCGAAGGAAGGAAAAGAUGGAUGAAAUUGAGGCAAAGAUUAAGGCUCUUUGGGUGGAACAGAAUGCUGUUUUGGAUAGAAUUGAAUCAGAAUGCAGAGAACAGUUAGCAGGGAUGAGGAGAGAUGCAGAAAACAAGGAGCAGAAGUUGGCUGAGCAAUGGAAUGCAAAGCACAUGAGGGUAGUGAAAUGUAUGGAGCAAGUAGGAUGCAGAAUGCCACAGAUUGCUGAGCCUAAUGGAAGAUAAGAUUAAAGACAUCACUC